Pararge aegeria (speckled wood butterfly) is the source of this 834-nucleotide messenger RNA. RefSeq lists its product as uncharacterized. The transcript has 6 exons. NCBI's taxonomy places the organism in Eukaryota, Metazoa, Arthropoda, Insecta, Lepidoptera, Nymphalidae. The coding region runs from base 1 to 834 and encodes 277 amino acids. The record is from RefSeq and is a predicted model, not a curated record.
AUGUCCAUCAGCAGCGUAGGUGUUAAGCCUCAUGUGCCUGUUAAUACUACCGCCAAAAAGCAUGGCUAUACUUUCCCGGACAGCUCGAAGGCCUGUAGGCUCAGCAAUAAGGCCGCCAUUGCAAGUAAAAAAAAGAUUGAAAGUAAAGCAUUCGCGAAUGGUCUCAAAAAUGCUCGCGGCUUGCUGAACUAUCUUGAGCAAAGUUUCGAGAAAUCCUGCCAAUACGAGGACCAAUUGCUGAGAUGUAGAUCAGCUCACAACCACUCUCACAACUCGAAAGACUGGUGCAGCAGUGUUGGAUCGACCACUCGGCAAUCUGGAUCGUUUUCUAAUAAAGCCUCCCAAACUAGAAGUUCGACGAAUGUAACAGAAUCUUGGUCUACAAUGAGCAUAGCUUGCCUGCAGUAUCAAUACAACGAAUUAUCCAAACGAUAUGAAAUGUUACUAAGAGCAUACGAUGAACGGUGCAAUUCGAUAAGUUCUCAAGAUGGUGCGUUUCUCAAACUGCACAAACGUUUAAAAGAAUUGUAUGUCGAACUUACUCACGUGCAUAAGUGUCUGCUAAUUAUCGGGGAGAAGUAUUUGGAUCUCAAAUACAAGCGAUUUACGCAGAAAGUGUGGUAUGAAGAGAGAAUAGAAAGUUUAAAGUGCGCAUCAAAAGCUGUUCUCCUCACCGCGGAAAGAGCUCGUCGAGAUUUGGAUGACCAGCUUUCCCGCUGCCUAGCUUGCGAGCAUGAUACUGCUGUUACUUUGCUGCUUGAAAAAAUUAGAAAAUGCAACCUUCUUUACCUGGAAAACCUACGAUUGAAAUCCAGAGUCGAUGAAGCUAUUUGA